GCCUACUGAAAUAACGGCCCAUCAGCUCGCUAUCUCCCUGUUGCCGAAUGGUUCCUAGCCCCUACCCCUUCCCAUCCCCUACUUUUCAUAGCCAGAGGGUCGUAAACUACUUCCGAAAGUUCCACAUUCCAUGUCAUCUUUCCGCGGUUUAAAAUUUUUUUGAUCGUCAGUCUGUUUGCCUUGCAAGCCUUAAGCUAACGUCAUAUAUGGUCGUAUUUGGGCAUGGCUAAUUAAGUUUUUUUUUAAUGUAAUUUUAUUUCCUUUAAUACAAUGCCAAAGUGUAUGUGCUGUGUAAGAUUUUGCAAUAGUUCAAACUUUGUGGAAAAGAAAUCUAAGUUACAUUUUUUUUCGUGGCCUAAAGAUGAGAAUGUUGUGGAAACGUGGCUCAAGGCAUUCUCAGACAACAGUUUUGUCACGGGUUUUUCUAAAUAUUUUAAGGUUACCAAUAACUUGAGAAUUUGUAGCUUGCAUUUCGAGGCGAAAUUUGUUAAUGAGAAUACUAAAAAACUUAUUAAAAAUGCUAUUCCUACCAUUUUUCAAUUACCAACACAUCACUCCACAAAGGCAUGUACAACAACUACAAAUGUGGACAGGACACCAUUAACAAACAUAAAUGGUCGAUUGAAAUGUGUACCCUCCAUUAAGGUAACUUCAAGUGAUAAAACAGGGAGCUCUUUUUUUGCUCGUGACUUACAUUCUACAUCCACUAAUUCUAACUCAAUUAGUGGUGAUGUGGGCUACGACUUCUCCCUUCUAUCUGAAGCUACAAGUGACACAACAUUGGACUCCUUCGGUCAUGACUUGGAUCAAAAUGGUAUAUCAACUUCUCAUUCUAACGUCCUUCAAGGAGAUUUAGAAUUAUCUCUUCUCUCUGGAACUACUAGUGAUAUAACUUUGGACUCCUUUGGUCAACUAUUCUAAAAGCAAGUGAUGCUUACGGAGAGAUAAGAAAAUCAAAAGUAACUGGGAUGGCGUUAGGAUGAGAAGUGGAAAUACCAGAUAGAUGUGAAAAAUUAUCAAAGUUCACUGUUUCAUCACAUGUUUUCCAAUCAUUGAAAAAAAAAUUACAAUUUAAUAUUCAAUUAAAA
Daphnia magna is the source of this 1088-nucleotide messenger RNA. RefSeq lists its product as uncharacterized. NCBI's taxonomy places the organism in Eukaryota, Metazoa, Arthropoda, Branchiopoda, Diplostraca, Daphniidae. Bases 271 to 921 code for a protein of 216 amino acids. The record is from RefSeq and is a predicted model, not a curated record. The transcript is spliced from 5 exons.